Prorocentrum cordatum is the source of this 1374-nucleotide messenger RNA. NCBI's taxonomy places the organism in Eukaryota, Dinophyceae, Prorocentrales, Prorocentraceae. The record is from the annotation of a GenBank genome assembly.
AUGUUCCCGUGCUGCUGGGCCCAGCGCGGCGCGGGGCCCGCUGCGGCACCGCCGGAAUGUGAGGCAGCAGCGGCGGAGGAGGAGGAGGCGCCGCCGCGGUCGGCCUCGCCGUCGCCGCCGACGCCGGCCUCCAGCCGCUCGGCCGCUGGCCACUUCGAGCCCGCCUGCGAGCGCUCGGCGGCCGCACGGAAGAGGUACGAGUGGUGGUGGCUGAACGGCCACAACAGGAAGCCAAUCCGGGCCGAGCAGUGGGUCGCCUACGAGGUUGCCGCGCAGUAUCACCUCACGGCCUCGUGGGAGUCGAUGCAACUGGAGGGUAACACGACCGGCAUCGUGCUGGACCUCGCGCCCUUCACAAGCCCUCCCUCGCCGUACCAGGUGUGGCGGGCUGGCGCAAUCGAGGUGACUAACAAGAACGCGGCAGACAUGUUCGGCCAGCUCGCGAUUGCAGGCUUCCCCAAGGACCUGUGGGAGCUGCCGCCAGCCUCGCUGCCGCGCUCGGCCAAGCAGGGGAAGGUGGUCUCCGGCUUCUACCAGGUCCACGGCGAGCACGCCACGCUGGUCCACGAGCUGAGCCGCUAUUUGGGCGACCCGUGGGCCAGCGUGGCCCCUGAGACCCCGCGCCGCCGCGUUGUGCUGCUCAUCGAGCAGGACCGGCCGGACUUCAUCUUCGCAGGUGUGGACCGCUUCCGCAAGAGGACCACGCAUGAGAAGAUCGGGGCAGCCUCGCGCCUCCUCGCGGGCGAGAGCGACUCCGUGCCGGCGGGCGAAGCCGUGUUCCAGUGGUGGUGGGGCAACCCAGUGUCAGGGAUUGGCCAUUGGAAGAACUACCACCAGCACGUCAGUGCGAAGCUGGAGGCCAUGCUGGCAGAGAAUAGCCGGUUCCGCACGGGCGAGGAGCCCGUAGAGAUAGACCCUGUGAGGUAUUGCUUGCAGCGCAUCUCUACCGACAAGCCCUUCGAUUUCCUCGAGCAGAACCGCCUCAACACCUUUCGGGAGCCCUUCCUUCCAGAGUUUGUCCUUGCCGUCGACAGCUUGUUCCAGAACGGUCAGCCAGUCUUCGACCACCAGGCCAGGCUCACGAGCAACUGCUUCGUGCAGUUCCACAAGGGGAACCCGCGCAGACGGCGGCCCGUCCGCCGUGUCCGCCGGGGGGAGGCCGCCGGGCUGCGGGCGGCCGACGGGGAGCCGUGCGGCAUCUGCUUCUCCGAGAGCGGCUUCCUCACGGGCUGCGAGAGGGGCCACAACAUUUUCAUGUCGCUGUUUGUUCCCCCAGGUUCUCCCUCCGCGUGCUGGUGGGGGACGUGGCGCAGCAGAGCAACCUCGUGUGCGGCUGCCUCGCCGCCUCCGACCGGCUCGCCCUGGCCACGCUAG